Messenger RNA from Ambispora leptoticha, 498 nucleotides. The record is from the annotation of a GenBank genome assembly. Lineage: Eukaryota; Fungi; Glomeromycota; Glomeromycetes; Archaeosporales; Ambisporaceae.
GCUACAAUUGGCAUCGAUUUUCUAUCGAAAACUAUGUAUCUGGAGGAUCGUACAGUUCGUUUGCAACUCUGGGAUACAGCUGGCCAGGAACGAUUCAGAAGUUUAAUUCCUAGUUAUAUUAGGGAUUCUUCUGUCGCCGUGGUAGUCUACGAUAUCACAAAUCGGAAUUCUUUCAUGAAUACUGCUAAAUGGAUAGAUGAUGUCCGUGCAGAGCGUGGCAAUGAUGUAAUUAUUGUCUUAGUAGGGAAUAAGACCGAUUUGAAUGACAAAAGACAAGUGACAACAGAAGAAGGUGAAAAAAAAGCAAAAGAGUAUAAUGUGAUGUUUAUUGAGACUAGUGCAAAAGCUGGGCACAAUGUGAAAACAUUAUUCCGUAAAAUAGCACAAGCUCUUCCCGGCAUGGAGAACACAAUGAAUGAGCCACAGAAUCAACUGAUUGAUGUCAAUAUCAAUUCAGGAGCCCAAAAUUCCAACGAUGCAACUGUUUGCGCUUGUUGA